AUGGAGAAAGUUCUGUUCAUCAUAGCCGCAACAGGCCUGUGUGCCGUCACCUCCAAACAUUACUACCAGUUUGUUUAUGAGCUGAAGAACUGGACUGAAGCGCUGAGUUACUGCAGAGACAAGUACACAGACCUGGCUGCUAUAGACGACAUGCAGGAUGUGCAGACGCUGAACGACAUGGUGGAAUUGAGCAAAAUGACCAUCAUGGAGAACGGCAAUCGAGCCUGGAUCGGGCUGUAUGAUGACAUCAACGGCUGGAGGUGGUCAAUGUCAGAAAACAGUGAGGCUGAGUUCAGAAACUGGUCACCUUGGCAACCAGACAACCUAAUGAGUAAAGAAUUCUGCGUACUGAUGGUUGAUGGACUGUGGUUUGAUUAUCCUUGUGAGAGUUUCUACAGAUUCGUCUGCUCUGAUAACAGAGGGUCGACUAUGACAUUUGUCUACAUUGACAAUCUCAUGUCGUGGACGGAGGCCCAGAGCUACUGCAGACUUCAUUACACAGACCUGGCCAGUGUGAGGAACAUGACAGAGAACCAGAAGAUAGAUGAGGUGGUACCUGCAGGGGUGAAGGUGUGGAUUGGCCUUUUCAGAGAUUCCUGGAAGUGGACAAAUGGAAGUACCUCCUCAUUAAGAUAUUGGACAAUUAUUGAACCUAACAAUCUGAUGGGACACGAGUCUUGUGUGGCAGCAAACUUUGAAGAAAAUGCAAAAUGGGAGGACUGGACCUGUGACUCCAUGAAAGAAUUUGUUUGCUACAUCGCGCCUGUUUACAAGCAAGUGGUGAGAGUGAAUCUGAUAAACUCCAGUCCUGAUCUGACCCACCCUGAUGUGAUGGAAGCCAUGCUGAACCACAUCAAACAGAAGCUGAAGGAGCAGGGAGUAAAGGGAGACAUCAAACUGAGCUGGAGGAAGCAGUCAGAUGGAUCGGUCUUCCAAAAGGAUGACGAGGAAAUGAAGAAGAAGAGCAUCGUCUGA
Molecule: messenger RNA, 975 nt
Organism: Oreochromis aureus
Lineage: Eukaryota; Metazoa; Chordata; Actinopteri; Cichliformes; Cichlidae
Product: macrophage mannose receptor 1-like
Exons: 6
Coding region: 1-975 (324 amino acids)
Source: RefSeq, a predicted model, not a curated record